AUGGUCACCAAAUCGAUCCUCAAAGGCAGUUCAAACAUUCCAGACGGCUUCCGGCAAAUACAUCCAGAAACUUUCUCGAGAAAGCCCAAGAGCCAGAAAAAAAUAAAGCAGAUCGGAUCUCCAGGUACUAGUCACAUAUCCGAGAAUCUCUCGUCAUUAGCUGAACCCAAGAAGAGACCAAUCGUGAACAUGGACGACAGUCACUGGAAAGUGAAGAAUUCCACGUUGAAAUACAAGGCUACGAAGAGGAUAAGGUCUCUUGCGCGACCAAAGGCAGUCACGCCAAAAUGUAGAGAAUUAGUCGGAACAGCUAAUACGUCGAUUUCUUCGGUUAGUCCCAGUGCUUUGAAGUAUCAACCGACUUCAAGGAUUAUAGAGUUGGCUAGACCGAAGGACUGGAUGUAUUAUGAGAAAUAUGAAUAG
Molecule: messenger RNA, 423 nt
Organism: Phaedon cochleariae (mustard beetle)
Lineage: Eukaryota; Metazoa; Arthropoda; Insecta; Coleoptera; Chrysomelidae
Source: the annotation of a GenBank genome assembly